AUGAAGUGUGGUACAAACAGGUACAAACGAAGUACAAACGAACUGUAUAAAAAAAUUUUAAUUUUUGUAAAGUCGGGCGCCAGGUUCACAUCGGUAAAAUCUAGCCAGCUAUUUCUGGCAUUCAAUGAUCUCAAGUCAUUCUUGCUCACUCGUGUUCGAGCUCUAGAAGCCGCACAGCCGCAUACGCCAUCGUUGACGAGCAGUUCAGCGAAAAUAAAGAAAAGCGGACGUCGAGACGAGAUCUCCUCUCACUCUGCUUCUACCACUCCAGGCUCGCAGUGUCCUCUCUGCAAGGAUCAUCACUCGCUGCGAUCUUGUGCCAGAUUCAAGGCCUACUCUGUUGAGCAGCGCCGCGAACAAGUGCGAAAGGCGAGGGCGUGCUUCAACUGCCUGGGCUACAAUCACACGUUGACAGCAUGCCCCUCGACCAAUCGAUGUCGUCUCUGUCACGACAAACAUCACUCUCUCUUGCACGCUGAAGAGACAGCGGCUUCGCAGCCACCUGCUCAGGACUCACACACCUCGGCCACGCUAUCGAACAAGGUCGCUGCUGCCGGAGAAGCUGCAAAGGUUGCAGCAUUGUCGAGCUCCAUCAGCAGCAUGGUGCUGCUCGCGACUGCCAUAAUUACAUUGAUUUCCGAAUCGGGUCGUACGAUUACCGCGAGAGCACUCUUGGACUUUGGUUCCGAAGCGUCGUUCGUGUCGGAGCGCGUUGCACAGCAACUUAGGUUGCGUCGACGCAAGAUCGGCGUAACAGUCUCCGGACUGCAGGGAGUGACCACCGGCAAGGCCUCUCAUGCCGUAUCACUUCUGAUCGGCAGCAGGCGGACGCCAUCUUUGCGCAUUGCUCUGCCCAAUGCGCUAGUCAUGCCCAAACUAACUCCGUUUACUCCUGGUAUUCAGGUACGCAAGGACAACUGGCCCCAUCUUGAAGAUCUCGAUUUGGCGGACCCAGGCUUCGAUCGUCCGGCUGCCGUCGACGCAAUUCUAGGAGCUGACAUCUACGGGAUGCUCAUCGAGGGCGGAGUUAGACGCGGAUCUCCCGGAGAGCCAGCAGCUCACUCUACUGUUUUCGGCUGGGUUCUGAUGGGCCCGCUCACGGCCAAGGACAACUUACCGCCGAGCGGCAUCCUCAGCUAUCACACUACCGUUGAACCUGAUCUAGGUCAACAGCUUCAGCGGUUCUGGGACCUUGAAGAGGUCUCCUCGCAACGGAUUCUCUCGCCUGACGAGAAUUACUGCGAGCAUCUAUUCAAGACAACGCAUUCUCGCGACGCGCAGGGUCGCUACAUCGUGCGCCUUCCGAAGAAACCGGAUCCGCCGGCGGAGCUCGGAGACUCCCGUCGCGGCGCACUUCGGCUGCUCUUGCAGAACGAGAAUCGUUUAAGUCGAAUUACACCUCUUAGGCAAUCUUAUACUGAUUUCAUGAGUCUGUAUUCUGCUCUAGGUCAUAUGGAGCCAGUGUCCAGCAACGAGUCGAACAGGAACUCUUACUAUUUGCCACACCAUGCCGUGACUAAGAAGAAUGAUCCGGGUGGAAAACUACGAGUCGUUUUUAACACUUCGUUUCGUACUACAACGGGCGUCUCUCUAAACGACCUGCUUCUGCCUGGACCUCGGCUGCAGGCGGAUCUUUGGCUCGUGUUGACUCAUUGGCGACUGCAUCGAUUUGCCUUCACCACGGACAUCGUUAAAAUGUUCCGGCAAAUCCGCGUUCAUCAUGAAGACGCUGACCUCCAGAGAGUCUUAUGGCGGGCGGAACCCGGCGAGAAGAUAACUGAUUACCGUCUUGUCACGGUUACGUACGGCACGGCGCCUGCUCCGUACUUGGCAAUUCGAACUCUGUUGCAGCUGGCCCAAGAUGAAGAACAUCGUUUUCCGAAGGGAGCAGCUGCCAUUCGCUCCAACACUUAUGUUGACGACAUACUAGCCGGAGCGAGCACCCUAGAAGAAGCCCUUGAGGUCAAGGAUCAACUUGUAGGUCUCCUUGAAGCUGGAGGAUUUCAGCUCAGCAAGUGGGCAGGCACGCACUCCGCGUUCUGUCCGGACGCAACCAAAGAGAGCGUCUCAUCUCCGACGCAGACUGUGUGGGCGCACUUGGCGUCCUUUGGACUCCCGCCGUUGAUGAACUGA
Messenger RNA from Camponotus floridanus (Florida carpenter ant), 2133 nucleotides. RefSeq lists its product as uncharacterized. The record is from RefSeq and is a predicted model, not a curated record. Bases 1 to 2133 code for a protein of 710 amino acids. The transcript has a single exon. NCBI's taxonomy places the organism in Eukaryota, Metazoa, Arthropoda, Insecta, Hymenoptera, Formicidae.